Molecule: messenger RNA, 3251 nt
Organism: Rosa rugosa (rugosa rose)
Lineage: Eukaryota; Viridiplantae; Streptophyta; Magnoliopsida; Rosales; Rosaceae
Product: pentatricopeptide repeat-containing protein At2g16880
Exons: 1
Coding region: 131-2452 (773 amino acids)
Molecular function (GO): protein binding
Source: RefSeq, a predicted model, not a curated record
UUUUACCAAAACGACGCCGUGUACCUCCAAACACACCAAAACGCAGCGUUUCACCCACCUCAGUAAAACCUAAACCCCCUUUCUUCUUCUUCAACCUCUGAAAGACUCUGCUCAGUCUCUCAGUUCUGCCAUGACCAACCCAACACCUCGAGAGCAACCCCAAAUCCUGGAAACCAUCACAACCCUCUUAAUCUCCACCAAAACCCCACAACAACUCCAAUCCCUUAAACCCUACAUUCCCCACCUAACCGAGCCCCUCCUCCUCUCUCUCCUCCGCUCCAGAACCCUAGCCUCCCACCCCUCCACUCUCCUCUCCUUCUUCCACUGGGCCCAGGCCCACAUCCCCCUCCUCACCCAAACCCCUCGCCCCCUCCUCACCCUCCUCCCCUCUCUCUUCUCCCACAACAAAUUCGCCGACGCCAAAACCCUCCUCGUCCAAUUCAUCUCCUCCGAUUCCCAAAACACCCUCCACCGCCUCAUACUCCACCCGGACGACGCCGUUCCGCGCCGCUGCAAGGCCCUCCUCGACACCUCCAUCGGCGCCUAUGUCCACGUCGGAAAGCCCCACCUCGCCGCCCAGCUCUUCUCGAAAAUGAAGAAGCUCCGGUACCGGCCGAAUCUCCUCACCUGCAACACUCUGCUCAAUGCUCUGGUAAGGUGUGACUCGUCUCAUUCCAUUGCAAUGUGUGUAGAUAUAGUUAGGGAUGCCAUUGGACUAGGGGUUACUGUUAAUACCGGCACUUUUAACAUUUUGAUUUACGGGCAUUGCUUGGAGAAUAAGUUUAGGGAUGCCGUCGAUUUGUUGAGCAAGAUGAAUGAGUUUGGAUGCCAGCCGGAUAAUGUGAGCUAUAAUACGAUUUUGGAUUGGUUGUGUAAGAAGGGGAAGUUGAGUGAGGCGAGGGAGUUGUUGACGGAUAUGAAGUUACGAGGGGUGUUGCCGAAUAGGAACACGUAUAAUAUUUUGGUUUUCGGGUAUUGUAAGCUGGGGUGGUUGAGGGAGGCGGUGCAGGUGGUGGAGUUGAUGACACAGGGUAAUUUGUUGCCGGAUGUUUGGACGUAUAAUAUGUUGAUUAGUGGGUUGUGUGGAGCGGGCAGGAUGGAGGAGGCGAUAAGGCUGAGGGAUGAGAUGGAGAAGUUGAAGCUGGUGCCGGAUGUUGUCACGUAUAAUACGUUGAUUAACGAGUGUUUUGAGGGGAACGAUGAUUCUAAGGCGUUGGAGUUGCUUGAGGAGAUGCGUGAACGGGGAGUGAGAGCAAAUGAAGUUACUCACAAUAUAAUGGUGAAGUGGUAUUGUAAGGAAGGGAAGAUGGAUGAAGCAAGAGAUACUAUUAGGAAGAUGAAGGAAGAGGGGUUUGCUCCUUGUUCUAUCACUUACAAUACUUUGAUCAACGGGUAUUGCAAAGCAGGGAAAAUGGAAGAAGCAUAUAGGGUGAUGGAUGAGAUGUUUAGGAAAGGUUUGGAUAUGAACACUUUUACCCUCAAUACUAUUCUUCAUGCAUUUUGUAGUCAGAAGAAGCUAGACAAGGCAUUUACAUUGUUCCAUACUUCCGUUGAGAGGGGUUAUAUACUUGAUGAGGUGACCUAUGGAACUCUGAUCAUGGGAUGCUUUAAGAACGAAAAUCCAGACAAGGCUUUGGAGCUUUGGGAAGAGAUGAAGGAGAAACAGAUCCUUCCUAGCAUUGUCACCUACAACUCUAUAAUUGGAGGCCUGUGCCAGUCUGGGAAAACCGAUCAAGCACUUGAUAAGUUGAAUGAGCUUGUAACGACGGAUCUAAUCCCUGAUGAAACUACAUACAACACGAUAAUUCAUGGCUAUUGCCGUGAGGGUCUGGUUGAGAAAGCAUUUCAGUUCCACAACAAAAUGGUUGAGAAAUCGUUCAAGCCGGAUGUGUAUACAUGUAAUAUUCUUCUUUCUGGACUAUGCAGUCAGGGUAUGUUAGAAAAAGCUCUUAAGCUUUUUAACACCUGGAUUUCUAAGGGAAAAGACAUUGAUGCAGUUACUUACAACAUAUUGAUAUCCGGCCUUUGCAAAGAAAGGAGGUUUGGUGAUGUUUUUGGUCUUUAUGCUGACAUGAUAGAAAAGAAAUUAUCUCCGGACCGGUAUACAUACAGUGCCAUUCUCAGUGCACUUACUGAUACUGGUGAGAUUAAGGAAGCAGAGGAGUUUAUAUUGAAAAUGGGUGAAACGGGGAACUUACAUGAUUGGUCCUUGAAAAUAGACAAGGGGCCAAAUGGGGUGACCUGUGAAUCUUCAGUAGAUUCUGAUUCAACCACACUAGCUUAUUCAGACCAGAUCAAUCAGUUGUGUACGCAAGGUAAAUACAAGGAUGCAAUCCACAUUUUGCUAGAGUCGAAGCAGAAAGGUAUCACUUUAAAUAAAGAUGUUUUUAUAAAUUUGAUGGAAGGGUUGAUUAAAAGGCGAAAAGGCACAUCAAAGGUUGUUAGCCUGUAGUGACAACUUGGGCUAUCUUUCACAAAAUCUUUGAUAAUGAGGGGCAUAAUGAUAUAGUCCUCACCUCCUGGGGUUGAAGCAUGAGUCCAGUACCAGCAUUGAAGAGUAAUUCUCAACUGCCUGACUUCCAACUCCAUUCCCCCUGGGGUAAAUGGAGAUAUGCGACUGUUAAUGAGGGCCAGAAUGAUAUAUAAACUUCAUAUAUGUGUAUCAGCCAUUACAUGCAGAUUCUACUGGCUUUAUUGAUUCAAAUGCAUUGGGUUGCUGCUAAGCUCUGCGUUUUCAGCUUGGUGCUAUUUGUCAUAAAGGCGUUGAUAGUGGAGAUAGUUAUAAGGUUGCUGGAACAAACGGGAAAUUGUCCUGGCCUGCUGGGGUUAAAGCUUGCUAUAUAUGUCAGACAGUAAUUCUCAACUGUCAGACUCCCAUCUCCAUCCCCUUUGGAUAAAUCAGAAAAAAAAGUGACUGUCAACCCAGGCCUGAAAGACAACACUUAACUUCAUAUAUGCAUAUCAGCAAAGCAAUGCAGAUUGUUCUGGUUUUAUUGGUUCAGAUUCAUUGUGUUGGCGGUUGGUUCUUCCAAAACAGCAUCACCUCCUCAUUUCUUGAGAAUCCCAGCAACAUUUUUCUGCUGCGAUUGUGCCUUUACUGUAUAGUUGCUUGUAAAAUAUGAAGGAAAGAGUUUUAAGCAAGCAGAAUGGAUUGUAUGGUAUUACCAUCUCAUCAUUCUCAUGUCAUUAUAGUGAAAUUGUCAUUUGUCCUUUCUAGCAAGGAAAUAAUAAUUGAAAUCAUCUUCAUUUCU